CUCAUGGCAACACAAACAGACAAGCACUAAUGCGACGCCAUCGAGUUAAAAAAGGGUUCAACUUGCAAUUUUAGUCUUUUAAUUUGUAUUGCUCUUUUUUUUGUUUAAACUGUGUUUAGUCUGCAAUGUGUACGAAAAUGAGAACAUUUCAUCCUUUGGCUAAAGGAGAACUGAAAACGGAGGGGUUUACUGUGAAAUCCACCAUGAAGAAUUCAGUGGUGGUGGGCCCUCCAGCUGCAGGGGCUUUCAGAGAGAGGCCAGCUAAACCCACAGCCUUCCGUAAGUUCUACGAGCGUGGAGACUUUCCCAUCGCACUGGAACAUGACUCUAAAGGCAACCGCAUUGCAUGGAAGGUGGAGAUCGAAAAACUGGACUACCAUCACUACCUCCCCCUGUUCUUUGACGGACUGUGCGAGACAGUUCACCCCUAUGAGUUCUUCGCACGACAGGGCAUCCAUGACAUGCUGGAGCAUGGUGGCAGUAAGAUCCUGCCUGUUAUUCCACAGCUCAUCAUACCCAUUAAAAAUGCUCUCAACACGAGGAGCAGGCAGGUCAUCUGCACCACGCUGAAGGUUCUGCAGCACUUGGUUGUAUCAGCAGAUAUGGUGGGGGAGGCGCUGGUCCCAUACUACAGACAGAUCCUCCCUAUCCUGAACAUCUUCAAGAACAUGAACAAAAACUCAGGUGACGGUAUUGACUACAGCCAGCAGAAGAGAGAGAACAUUGGAGACCUGAUUCAGGAGACGCUAGAAGUGUUUGAACGCUACGGGGGCGAGGACGCCUUCAUCAACAUCAAAUACAUGGUGCCCACCUAUGAAUCCUGCCUUCUCAACUAAAUGGAAAGGAGAGCUCACUCACAGAGUUUGUCUUAUAAAAACAUGUAAACACACCCACCUCAAGUUACAAACCUAAUUUUGGACUUUAUUAAAGUCAUAAUGCAGAUGUUAUGAGUCUGUGCACAACGGCUGUCUGUAUCAGCAAGGACGCACACACAUAGUUUCCUGUGAAGAAAAACAGACACGGCUAGCUCGGGGGCCAAUAAAUCUCUCGACUGCAACUAACCUGCAUUUCAUUUUCAGUCUGUGAGGAAUUAUUAAAAGAGAAAGGUAGAAAAUGUGCACAUAUCCAAUACAAGCUGGCCACAGGUACAGGAUACAAUGUUUUGGAUGUAACAAAACUGAAUGGCUAUCAUAAAGAUCUAGAUUUUGAAGAAUUAAUAUCAGAGUAAGAAUUCAUAUAUCUAUAUCUUGAGCAUUUAUAUAUAUGUAUCUCAUCAUAUAAUUUCGACCACAUCUAAAACUUUUACUUGUCUCCAAAAGCUUCAUCUUGCCGCACAAUUUUCUUCCAAUUACAGAUCAUUUUCAGAAGGUCACUGAUCUAAUGUAGCUCUCUUUCCUGAUAUAAUGAACAUUUUCUUGCCUUUUCUUCCAAUUUUCUCAGUGGUUCCUGAAAAAAAAAAAAAAAAAGAAAUAUUGAGACUCCCCUCUGGCUGUUCACUCACCUUCCAACAUUCAUCACCUGAAAUCUCUCUUUUCCCCCCUUUUUAUCUCUUCUACCAGGGGUCUAGCACCUACUGUAACAGAAUAAAUUUGCUCCCAUAAUUACAAUAAUGCAUAUUUCCACUUUGGCUGGAGUUCACGUUCCAGUGUUCAUCUUUCAGCAAAUCAGAGUGAUCAUCACUUAAUUAAUAUUCAGAAGCCAUGGUUGGUAUGCUGAGCCACUGACAGAAAGUAAACCAAUUUAUAUGAGAACUUCAGAAGAGAGGAAAAGUCAUGUUUGCCAAGAAAAUGCAGUUUUAUAUUCAUAGCCAACAAUACUUUCUGUAUAAUUAAUAAACCUUAUUGGCAAACACUAGUGUCUGACAUUAGGAAGUUUAGUUAUUAUGCUUUCAAAAUAUCUCAUAUGAGUGUAUCCGUGGAAACUAGGCAUUUUAUAGGCUUUGAGUUUUUUAAUAUGCCUUUCCACUUUUCAGAUGAUUUCAACACCCCUGCCUCCUGCUUCCUUUAUCUCCUUCUCGCUUUCUUUAUCUAUGUCUAUUCAGGUCAGCUCUUUGUUGGAUAUUUCUGUUUUAUAUUUAAAUUUUUUAAGUCUUUUUUUUUUUCCGGCAGUGGUGAAGCAAACCUACCAAAAGCUAACAUAGAUGAACUAAAAGUCUCUGGUCUUAGCUCUAAAGGUGUUUAUUCCUAAGAAUACACACUUACAUAUACACACAUAUCUACACUCACACUGGAAGGGACCUGAAGGGACAUAGAGAUAAAUACAAAUAACACAUGACAGAUAGCAAGUAUUUAGAUAGCAACAUUAUGUGCUUUUAAAAUCCAUGAACCUGUGUGAGCUGCAGGCUGUGUGCCAGAACACAAUGUCUGAAUGAAACGCUCAUUUAUCAGAGCGCAUACACACACACGCACUCAGUCGGGGGCUUCCCUCAUGCUUAACAGCCUUUACUGUAUCUUAUCCUACCUGUGAAAUCAGAAGCCUCAAGUGUGUGCCAGUUUAUUUCUUUCACCAAAUAGUGAUUUUAUAGCAUAUAAUGUCCUCUGGGUCUUUUCACUUAAUGCUUUUACAAUCAGAUUAAGCAGCCAUCUGUAGAUCUCCUCCUUUCUGGGAUUAUUAGAAGGGCUCUGAGUCCUUCUCUGGACACCAGGCCCCCGUAAUCGCCCCAUAUAUAUUACUUUCUGACGCUAGUGGAUCAUGCAGUCAUAAGAACAUACCGUAACAUGAAGGAUGUGCAGCAUUUCGCCAAAGUAUUUCCUUUAGCAGCUGCUAGGGGGAAAAAAAAUCAGUGUUGGUGUGUUUUUAAAAGUGAGUCCCAUGAGCCGAUGUUUACAGUGAGCUGAGAUUUCUGAAACAUUUGGACUCAGUUCAAUCUGGAUUUGAUCACACGCCUGUAAAUUACAGCUCUGAGCAGACACAAGAGGGAAUUGAGGCCGGAUUUGCCCUCAAAUCAGUUUUACUGCAACAAUCGGGGUCAAUAAAGAAACCCGGAGUCCCAGCUCGAAUCCUAGAAACUGAGAUGGUGAGAGGAAUAGUUUCAGUCAUCAUUUACUCUCUCUUAUUCUUUCAAACCUGUAAGACUCUCUAUCUUCUGUGGGACAUAAAAGAAGAUAUUUUAAGAAUGUGUGAACUCUUUUUUUUUUCAUUCUACAAUGAAAGUCACUGGGUUCCCAGUACAUCUUUUCUUGAGCGGACAGAAUAGAUUGAGACAUAUUUGUUUUAAAAAAGAAAGGUUUGGAAAAGCAUGAGGGAUUUUUUUUUUUUUUUUUUUAACUGUUCUUUUCAUUUGCCUGAUUUGGCUUGGUUCUAAUUGCCUCUCAGGUGAAUUGAUGAAUGAAAUUGGUAUAAAACAAAAAUGGAGAUGUUGAUGAGAAAGCAGAGGGAAGGGAAAACAUUAGAGUGUAAGAAUGCCAGAUUGUUAGGAGCGACAGUGCAGAGGGGAUGGAGGGAGCAGCAGGAAUAAACAGCCCUCUGGGAUCUAUUCUUCUUGUUCAUCGCAUCUGCCAGUGGCCGCAUGAAACCCAACGCCAGCCAGUGAGCAUGUGCAGAGCCCUGAGCUCAAUAGAGAUUUAUUUCAGAGGUGUCCCCCACACCUCUCAACCCCAGACCACCACUCCACAGAACGGACUGAAGCUCUGGUGUUUAUUCCAAAAUUUGACUCAAAAACAUCAUUGAUUUGGACUACUAUUUCCCUCUUAUAGGAUGUGGUGAAGAAAACAAAAACAUGUUACAAAAUGUAACAAGUUGCUCCACCCCUGCCACUUUUCACCAUCCAAUCAUUUUCCUUGUGGACCAAAUCAAAUCAAACUAUAUUAUAAGCUCGUAAAAUAAAGAUUCUGUAAUUAAUACAUCAGAUUGUUGCAGUAAAAUGUGUUGUGUAUGCUAUACAUCAGUGCAUUUUUGCAAUUCUGAACUUAUGUAACAUUUUGUCUUUCGCCAAGCAGCAGAAUUGAGCUGUUUCGUUGAGCAGUCUUUUCUAAUAUCGGUCUGUUUUAAAAGUGAGUUUCUUUAAAGUGGUGCUGGUGUGUAGCGUGUGAGCACAUGGUGUGUUUUGAAGAAGGCUCACAGGAGGCCGAUGGUUUUUCGGCGGGAGACUGGAGCGAUCUUCCUCUCUCUCCAGCACUGAAUCGACUGGGUUCUGCUGUCUGAUCCUCGCUCCUCCUCUACCUCAGCCAGACGCUCUUAUCAGACCAAAACACAUCUGCCGUUGCCCUGCACACACACAAACAAGCACCGUCCUUAUCCUUUUGACCACCGUGAGAACCAAUCUAACACACAUAAACACACAUUCACCUGGAAAUGUAAAAUGUACUUUUAAAACCUGGCUUGUACAUCUUCUGUGAAGUCCUUUGAAAUGCAUUCCAUUUUAAUUAUUUGAUUAAUCACAAAUAUCAAUUCUGCCUCAAAAUAAAUGUUGAUUUAUCAUUUUGUAAAGCUUUUACUUAUUUAUAUUCUGUAUAAAUAAGUACUAUGCUGAUAUAAUCUUAUUUUUUUUAGUUUUAUUAAAAGGAAGAAAUAUUAUUUAAUGUAAUAAUAAAUUCAAAUAAUUGAAACAUAAUUUAAUGAAAACAAGCAAGCAAGCAUGAAUGUCCACCCCUAAACCUAGCCCUCAGUGGAGCAUAAGCACAUAUUACGACAUUCUUAACUAUAGUGAAUACUGUGAUAAUGUGAGAAAUGUUGAAGGUUUCUGUAUACAUUGUGGUUUGACUGAAUAUUUAGAAGAUCUUGACAGUAUAUUUUUGAUUUACCAUGGAAAUUCUUAUGUGUCAUUGACUCAAGUAUGUCUUGGAGAAACUGUGUGUCAGCACGUGAGGUAUAAAGGCCAUGGACCCUGAGUGAAUGAUGAAGGACUGUGAGUUUGCUGUAAUCUUCACUGCAGACCCCUGGGGAGCCGUGAAUGACGUGACGGCCCACGGUGGGAUUAUACUGGGUGGAGAGAACAGGAUCCAUCAGUGCUGUCAGCGCCCCAGUCCAACAAACAACACCCAACAUGUGACUGGCACAUACAAUAAUUUGUGUAUUUAACAGUCAUCAGCAUGUGUUAGGUUUCUACAUGCUUUUACACUCACUCCCAUAAAUACUCAAUGGCACUCAUGCACACACUCUGAGAAAGUCCCACUCUUCGCCUCACCUUAACAAUGUGUGAUUUCUCUCCCUCUCUCUCUCUUUAUUUCACAAUUGACCCAGAUUUCACUCUCUGGUGUUCCUGCUCCCACACAUAAUCGCUUUUGUUUUAUGCUUUUGUAUUAUUUUCAUACUCAAAGCCUUCAAGCUUUCCUCAGACAAAAUAACUCAAGAGUGUCUGUGCUUUGAGGGAGCUCGCGUUAUAUUCCAGACACAGUCAUGCCACCUACUGCUUUUCUAAUCAGCUGCUGGCGCUGACCACGGGAUCAUGACUGAUGCCCUCUCUGAAGCCCCAUCUUCCUCCUGUCUCUGCUGCUUCACAACCACCCGAUUUCACAUUCACUUUUUAUCUGAAGUCUCGUUGAUUGGAUUAAUUGUAGAAUGAAACCCGUGUUAUUAAUAGAGGAGGAAAAUACAGGGUUUGGGCGGGGAUUAAUACUCACACUACAAAACACACACACACACAAUCAGCACGCAGACACGUGUGGCCUGUCUCAGCCUCGUAAAAUGAAAAUGUAUGUGGCAGUGUUGAUAAGAGUAAGAUUCUUAUCUAAGACCGAGAUAAAUGCUCAAUCUUUUGUGCUGCCUUCAGAAAUUGGUGAUUUUUUUUUCAGUCUGUUAUACUAAGAAGGUGAUGCAGCUGAAAAAUGAGAUUAAAGAAAGAAAGGAUGAUGAAUCAAGUGAAUAGGAGGAUGCAUGGUGAAUCAUAUGGAAAUAUUUGUUUAUGGAACAAACGAGGAGGUCUGUAACACUUGGAUCAUUCCCAUAUAUGUAAAAAUGCAUAUUGCAUUCAGCAUUUUUGCUCAUGUGCAUCUGGAUAUUAUUUGGAAUCAAUCACUUUGGAAUCAUAAAAUACAUUUUGGGAGAAAAAAAAGAAAAAUCACCGCAGUGGUACCUUUUCAAAAGUGUACCUUAUUUACCGCUAAACAGGUACAUUUAGUACCUAAAUGCUACAUAUGGGCAUAUUGGUACCUUUCAACAGGGCUCUGUCCCAGCAGCUUAUACCUUUUUUCAGAGUGUAUCAUAACAUAUCUCCUCAGCUGAGCAUGAAGUCCCAAGCUGAUAUAGCGUCUGUUCAAAUUUGUCUUCCAUACUGAUGAAUUUGAAACUGUAAUUGGAGAUGUUAUAUUCAUUUUUACCAUUAAAAUGUUUUACCUUUUAAUCUC
Messenger RNA from Carassius gibelio (silver crucian carp), 6284 nucleotides. It is a transcript of the gene pacrg, whose product is annotated as PARK2 co-regulated. Bases 126 to 836 code for a protein of 236 amino acids. Gene Ontology annotation, cellular component: vesicle; neuron projection; cytosol. The record is from RefSeq and is a predicted model, not a curated record. Gene Ontology annotation, molecular function: Hsp70 protein binding; Hsp90 protein binding. The transcript is spliced from 5 exons. NCBI's taxonomy places the organism in Eukaryota, Metazoa, Chordata, Actinopteri, Cypriniformes, Cyprinidae.